Molecule: messenger RNA, 1854 nt
Organism: Aspergillus alliaceus
Lineage: Eukaryota; Fungi; Ascomycota; Eurotiomycetes; Eurotiales; Aspergillaceae
Product: major facilitator superfamily domain-containing protein
Exons: 4
Coding region: 284-1789 (501 amino acids)
Biological process (GO): transmembrane transport
Cellular component (GO): membrane
Molecular function (GO): transmembrane transporter activity
Source: RefSeq, a predicted model, not a curated record
UGGAUAAGGGUCAAAGAUGUGCAUUGGAAAUACGACCUUUACGUCCAUCUUUUUAACUUUUGUUUGCUGCAGAGGUUACAUCCAAAAAAUUAAGUAUGCCCUGAGAUGAUCGGUGCCUCUUUCGUUUCCUCUUCCUACCCCUCCUUCUCUCGUCUCACCUUACAUUCUUGUGUACAUUCCCCCCAUCCGAACACCUUUUUGUAUUGUUAUUCUCCGUUUAUCAGCAUGUAUUCUUACCUUGCUUGAGCCACUUCGCCCCUCAGAAAGAAAAAAAAAACCAACCAUGGAGAAGAUGCCGGAGGAAAACAGCAACCAAAUAGGUUCAGAUGCUCAAAAUACAUCGGUUCAACCACUGGAUGAUGCCUGGAAUUUCUUGGAUAAACAUGGGAAUAACCAGAACCCUGGUUUGGACCUGGUCGCAAUUCGACAUAAGAUUGAUCGGCGUAUUUUACCCUUCAUGUUUUGCUGUUACUUCCUACAAUUUAUUGAUAAAGUAAUGUAUAAUUAUGCGGGAGUCAUGGGAAUGAAGGCAGACCUGGAUUUGAAGGGAAACAACUUUAGCAACGGUGCAAGUGCCUUCUUUAUUGCGUCUUUGGUGGCUGAAGUUCCGAACAUAUAUCUUCUCCAAAAGGUUCCACCCGCAAAGUGGCUGAGCAUUAAUGUCAUCCUCUGGGGCGUUGCUGCAGCUGCGGCAGCAGGCGCGAAGGACUAUACAACUUUACUCGUCGCGCGUAUCUUCCUUGGGGCUUUUGAAGCCCCCGUAGGGCCGUCUCUAAUGCUCAUCAGUAGCCAAUACUAUACAAAAUCUGAGCAAGCCCCCAGAUUUACAUUUUGGUUUAUGGGCCUGGGGGUAGCACAGAUCAUUGGUGGAUUGAUUUCCUUUGGCUUCCAACAUGUACACCAUACAUUUGCCAGCUGGCGUAUUAUGUUCCUUGUCAUGGGGCUGAUAACCGUUGCUGUAGGCAUUUCUGUAUGGGUUUUGCUUCCGGAUACCCCAAUGCAAGCAAAGUGGCUAUCAGAUGAUCAGAAGGUGACACUCCUCCAACACGUCCGUGUGAACCAGACAGGCAUCCGUAAUGACAAAUUCGACCCCAAACAAAUACUGGAGGCGGUUCUUGACCCUCAGGUGUGGCUGUGGGCUUUAAUGGUUGCUUUGCAAGCGGUUUCUAGCGGGGUGGUGGUUGUGUAUUCGUCUACGCUUAUAGCUGGCUUCGGCUUUGGCGGGCCCAUCUCAGCCCUUCUAAACACCCCUUCUGGAAUUGUUAGUAUCUUCUUUACCAUAUUGGUAGGUAUUGGCAUCCGCAAAGCCUCGAACCGAUGGGCCUGGGUGUUCAUCUGCAGUAUUCCGGGAAUUAUCGGCGGCGGUCUCAUGUCUUUCCUCCCGAAGAGUAACCGAGCCGGAGUCCUGAUUGGAAUCUACCUGGUCAAUUCCAUUGUUGCUCCCAUGCCAGUCAUCUAUCACUGGAUGGCCGCAAACUGUGCAGGGUACACAAAACGCGCAUUUACGAGUGCUGCAGUGGCCGGGUUCUUCUGUGUGGGCAAUAUCAUAGGACCGCAGACUUUCCAGGCAAGGGAUGCGCCUGAAUACCGACCGGCUAAGAUUGCAGUCCUUGUGACUCAAGCAGUUGCAGGAGUAUUAUCUGUCGUUCUCUUUGGCUACUACUUAUGGGAAAACAAGCGGAGGGACAGCGCACAGACAGCCCAGGAAGGACAAGAGGUUAUCACGGAUGAGAAGGCAUGGGGUGGUUUGACCGACAAACAAAAUAAGGAUUUUCGCUAUGUGUAUUAAGUGUGCAGUGUUAUACAUAUCUAGCUGGGCUGUAGUUGAUAAAGCCAUUGGAAACUUUCUUUUAA